Molecule: messenger RNA, 1169 nt
Organism: Canis lupus familiaris (dog)
Lineage: Eukaryota; Metazoa; Chordata; Mammalia; Carnivora; Canidae
Gene: H1-10
Product: H1.10 linker histone
Exons: 1
Coding region: 98-739 (213 amino acids)
Biological process (GO): nucleosome assembly
Cellular component (GO): nucleosome
Molecular function (GO): DNA binding; structural constituent of chromatin
Source: RefSeq, a predicted model, not a curated record
CCCCAGUCCCCCGGCGCCCCCUCGGCCCCUCGCCUUCCUCUUCCCGGCGCGGCCCCCGGGCUUUCGCGCCCCGCCCGCCACCAACCCGCUCGCCACCAUGUCCGUGGAGCUCGAGGAGGCCCUGCCGCUGACGACCGCCGAGGGGGCGGCCAAGAAGGCGGCCAAGGCCGGCGGCUCGGCGGCACUGUCCCCGUCCAAGAAGAAAAAGAACAACAAGAAGAAGAACCAGCCGGGCAAGUACAGCCAGCUGGUGGUGGAGACCAUCCGCAGGCUGGGGGAGCGCAACGGCUCGUCGCUGGCCAAGAUCUACACGGAGGCCAAGAAGGUGGCGUGGUUCGACCAGCAGAACGGGCGCACCUACCUCAAGUACUCCAUCAAGGCGCUGGUGCAGAACGACACGCUCCUGCAGGUGAAGGGCACCGGCGCCAACGGCUCGUUCAAGCUCAACCGCAAGAAGCUGGAGGGCGGCAGCGAGCGGCGCGGAGCCACGGCGGCCGCCACCGCCCCGGCGCCCGCCGCGCACAAGGCCAAGAAGGCGGCCCCGGGCCCACCCGGCCCCCGGCGCGCGGACAAGAAGCCGCCCAAGGGCCCGAAGGCCGAGAAGCGCUCGCACAAGAAGGGCGCCGCCUCCAAGAAGGACAAAGGCAGCAAGGCUAAGAAGGCGGCGGCCGCCGCGGGCAAGAAGGUGAAGAAGGCGGCCAAGCCCAGCGUCCCCAAGGUGCCCAAGGGCCGCAAGUGAGCGCGCCGACGCUCGGUUUUCUACCCAAGUGUAUGUAGGUUUUGUACGGAUGCCGCCGCCCCUCCUCUGAGCCGCCGGAGGGCCCCGGGCCCGCGCUCCAUCCCCUCCCCGCCCCUCCCCCGCCGCCCUAGCGGUGGUUUUUUUUUUUUUUUUCCUUGUUGUUUUUCCUUUAGAUUUUUGAAACGGCCUGGCGACGCCACUAUUGGCUCUCGCCCUUGGCAACGGCCGUCGUCAUGGUUACCGGCCCCUCGGCGCCAAUGGCCGCGACCGCGCCUGCCCGGCCCGGUCCGGGUACUCUGGGGGACCUUUCCCACUCCCCACCCUCCGCCUUUGGGUGCGCGACACACAAUCGCUCGGGGCGCGGCCCGCGCGGCCUUCCCUUCAUCCCGCCGGCCUUUUUGGGGCACAAUAAAUUGUUUAAACCUUUGAA